Messenger RNA from Neltuma alba, 1208 nucleotides. Its product is annotated as reticulon-like protein B1. The coding region runs from base 98 to 877 and encodes 259 amino acids. Gene Ontology annotation, biological process: response to bacterium. The record is from RefSeq and is a predicted model, not a curated record. The transcript has 5 exons. Lineage: Eukaryota; Viridiplantae; Streptophyta; Magnoliopsida; Fabales; Fabaceae.
CUCGAGUGGCUUUCUUACUCCUUCCAGACGUUUCGAAACCAGCUUAGGGUUUUUGUCGAUCAUCAAUUGGAAUCCCGAAACUCGCAGCUUGUGAAUCAUGGCUGAGCAUAACGAGCACGAGGAACCGAAGUCUGAAUCAUUGUUAGAUAAGAUAUCUGAGAAGAUUCAUGAUCACCACUCCUCGUCCUCGUCCUCGUCUUCGUCUGAUUCGGAUGACAAGAAGAAGGAUAGGUCGUCUCCUUCGAUCAAAUCCAAGGUUUUUCGACUUUUUGGAAGGGAAAAGCCAGUUCAUGAGGUCCUUGGUGGGGGAAAACCGGCAGAUGUGAUGCUAUGGAGGAAUAAGAAGAUAUCAGCUUCUGCUCUUGGUGUUGCAACGGCUAUAUGGGUUUUGUUUGAAUUGCUUGAAUACCAUCUACUCACUUUAGUCUGCCACUUCCUAAUAUUUGCACUGGCGAUCUUGUUCUUGUGGUCCAAUGCCUCAGCUUUUAUCAACAAGACUCCACCGCGUAUCCCAGAAGUUCACAUCCCAGAGGAACCUGUUCUACAGUUUGCUUCUGCUCUGAGAACUGAGAUCAAUUGGUUGUUUGCUACUUUGAGGGAUACUGCAUCAGGAAGAGAUCUCAAGAAGUUUCUUUCUGUAAUUGCGGCAUUAUGGGUUUUCUCUAUUGCGGGGAGUUGGUGCAACUUCUUGACGUUGUUCUAUAUAGCCUUUGUUUUGCUUCACACUGUUCCCGUGCUCUAUGAGAAGUAUGAAGAUCAAGUGGAUGCAUUUGCUGAGAAGGCAACCGUGGAGAUUAAGAAGCAGUAUGCAGUGUUUGAUGCCAAGGUUUUGAGUAAGAUUCCCAAGGGACCUCUAAAAGAUAGAAAGAAGGACUGAAGUGGCUGACAAAAGUGCGUUGUAGUUGGGUAUUCUUCAAUAUCCCAUUAGUAUUUCGACCCCUUUAUCUGUCAAAGCCUUAUCUUCUAGUAGUUUAUAUUUUUGUAGGGUUCCUUGGUACAGGGGAAAGAUCGAGCGUACUUUUGUUUCAGCUGCUUUUAUGGACGUCACUGGAACUCUUAUGUUAUAUGGAUGUCUCGUUCUUAUGAGACCGGGGGUUUGUGGGGGGGGGGGGGGAGGUUCUGUACAUCGAUGCGUAGCUUUUCAUUUUAUUUAAAGCUUUGAUGAAUCAUGACAACUUCUUGAUUUAAUAAGGUAUAUUCUUGUUUGA